This is a messenger RNA of Pararge aegeria (speckled wood butterfly), 3154 nucleotides long. It is a transcript of the gene Kat60, whose product is annotated as katanin p60 ATPase-containing subunit A-like 1. Gene Ontology annotation, cellular component: microtubule cytoskeleton. The transcript has 10 exons. Lineage: Eukaryota; Metazoa; Arthropoda; Insecta; Lepidoptera; Nymphalidae. The coding region runs from base 301 to 1923 and encodes 540 amino acids. The record is from RefSeq and is a predicted model, not a curated record. Gene Ontology annotation, molecular function: microtubule severing ATPase activity; ATP hydrolysis activity; ATP binding. Gene Ontology annotation, biological process: microtubule severing.
GUUGUCUUUGUUUUAUGACAAUUUGUGUUUGUGAUGUGAACGGUCUUCGAUCAAAAUUUUUAAAGUUUGUUAUUCAUCCGAAUGUAUGACAAUUGUUGUACAAAAUUCUAGUCGUCAUGAGAUAAUACAUUUAUAAUAUAGAUAAACGAAAUUGUUUUAUGUGAGAAAUAAAUUUAAUAUGAAAUCAGUGCGGUAUCGUUCAAAAUGAGAAGUGCUCCGAUGGUUGUCACGCGCUAUUCUGAUUUCUGUAUCCAAAUAGAAGAAACUUGGAAGAGUAGUUUUUAUUGAAAGAGCUGUUAUAUGUAUGCAGCGGGAAUGGCAAUAAUGGCAGUGUCUGUUGGCGAAAUUUGCGAGAACACAAAACUCGCACGAGAAAUGGCUUUGAUGGGUAACUACGAAUCGGCGUUGGUCUACUAUGAAGGGACAGUACAAAUGAUUCACAGGCUCCUCAUCACCAUCGCGGAUCCCACGCGAAAAUCCAAAUGGCAGCUGGUCCAGAAACAGAUGGCGCGGGAAUACGAGCAGCUAAAGGCGACCGUGGCAACCCUACAGAUGUUCCAGCACGAGGGAGAAAAGGCUAUCACACCGAUGACCGGCACAUACGAAGACCUACCCACCCGUGACCAAAUGUGGGCGCCGGCGCCGCACGAGAUCGACCCGGACAUCUGGCCGCCACCGCCCGACAGAGACCCCGCCGCCUGGCCAUCACCCACGAGCGUGGAACACAAAGGACCCCCCGUAAUGAAAUCGGCUCGAAACAACCCCCGCAACAACAGGACUGCAGACAAGAAGACCACAGGCCCCCGGAACGCGACUACAUCACAACGCAGGACGUCAGAUGCAAGGAAUCCUAAAAUAAAUACCAACAAAGCACACAGCGCAAAAACUAAGGACACAAGUAACAAGGAUCACAAUAAUGCAAAGGAUAAACAAGACAGAGACAACAAUAACGGCGACACGGACGACGAAAAACACAAAGAGGAAGAAAGAAGAUUCGAACCACCUUCUGCGGCUGAUGGCGACCUGGUAGAUAUGUUAGAAAGAGAUAUAGUUCAAAAGAACCCCAACAUCAGAUGGGAUGACAUAGCUGAUCUCGCAGAAGCCAAGCGAUUGUUAGAAGAAGCUGUUGUCUUGCCUAUGUGGAUGCCGGAUUUCUUCAAGGGUAUCCGCCGGCCUUGGAAAGGCGUGCUAAUGGUAGGUCCACCGGGCACGGGGAAAACUAUGUUGGCCAAAGCAGUCGCCACAGAGUGUGGUACCACCUUCUUCAACGUCUCGUCGUCUACCCUCACGUCAAAAUACCGCGGCGAGUCGGAAAAACUAGUCAGACUAUUGUUUGAAAUGGCGCGGUUCUACGCGCCAAGUACGAUCUUCAUCGACGAGAUCGACUCGUUAUGUUCCCGGCGCGGCUCCGACAGCGAGCACGAGGCGUCGCGGCGCGUCAAGUCGGAGCUACUCGUGCAAAUGGACGGCUUGGGCUCCGCGCACGAUGAACCCUCCAAGGUAGUAAUGGUGUUAGCAGCAACAAAUUUCCCGUGGGACAUCGACGAGGCGUUGCGGCGAAGGCUCGAGAAACGGAUAUACAUACCUCUGCCCACCCAGGAAGGCCGCGAGGUGUUACUGCAGAUCAACUUGCGAGAGGUUAAAGUUGACCCCGAGGUUGACUUGCACGCCAUUGCCAAGAAACUAGACGGUUACUCGGGUGCCGAUAUAACUAAUGUGUGCAGGGACGCGUCAAUGAUGUCGAUGCGACGUAAAAUCGCCGGCCUCAAGCCGGAGCAGAUCAAGCAGCUUGCCAAGGAAGAGCUCGACCUGCCGGUGACGAAGCAGGACUUCCUGCAAGCGCUGGAGAAGUGCAACAAGUCCGUCUCGAAGGGCGACAUACAGAAAUACCUCUCGUGGAUGACGGAGUUUGGCUCCUCCUGAUUGAUGUAGGAAAAAGCAUUUUCAAGGACAUUCGUAAAUGUAUACCGGUAAAUACGCAGACUGACGUAAAAAGAUACACACUGAAUCCGCUACAAAAUCUAUCAAACCCCACCUAAUUCAACAAAUCUGGCAUAGCGACACUCCGCCAUUUUGUUUAUUUUGGAAAGUAAUCAAAAUGGCGGCGGGUCGCUAAGGCAGCUUUCAUACAAAAAAGUUCAAACCCCUUUGUGAUCCGUCAUUAUGACAACCAAUAGAUGUAGGGACUUUGGCUUUUUCUAGGGAUACCUGCACAUUUUUGGCCGACCUCCCUGGCACAGCGGUGAACGCUGGACUUUUAAGUAGGAAGUUCCGGAUUCGAUACCUGGCCGGGGUCACUAGAACCGUUUAUAAUUUUAGAAUUUUCUCUGGUCUGGUCUGGUCUAAUGGAAGACUUCGCCUGGUCUAAUGGUCUAAUGGAGCGAUCUAGCGUUCCGGUACGAUGUGUGUGAGAAACUGAUAAGGGGUAUAGGUUUAAUAUAACUGUAAUACUCCUAACAAGUUGGCCUGUUACCAUCUAAAACUGCAUCAUAACUUACGACGCGAGAGGCGAGAUCUCAAGGGCUAACUUUUAGUGUAAUAAAAAAAAACAGCACGAAAGUUGUUUGGAUAACCAUCCCUAUUGGCUUCCACCGAUGGACGGCCUUAGAUGGAUAAGUAUAUCUUGUAGAAAUAUCCAAACUCCAAAGCCGAAGACUAUCAUCUGACAUUACGAACGCACAUAUGUCUCUUGGACCGAUUCCCUUAGUAAACAAAAUCAUGCUGACUGUAACCUAGUGGCUCACUCUAUGACUCUUUUAAUUUAUCCGUCCAAAGCUGCCUUUUUCACUCAGGGUUGCCAUUCCAACAACCUGGGAUUCCAACGUCCAUCAGUCCUGAGAACUACGUGCCCUGUCCAUUGCCAUUUCGUCUUAUUAACUCGUAGAUCUAAGUCUGCGAAAUAGUCUUCGUAUCUCUUUUCUGAUUUGACUACGUAUGUUGUUAGUGCGGAAACUUUAAAAGACUUCUAUCUUUUUUCUUUAGUCUGUGUAUUAUUAGAAAAUAUAAUGGAGACGUGUAUAUUUGGAAUUCUGCUUUGUAGGGAUACUAUAUUAAGAAAAACAAAAGAAACCAAAACAUCACUAUUUAUAAAUUGCACUGCUAUAACAAAUAUUUUUUACAAGUAAUGAUUGAAACGAGUUGUAUAUUUUAAUUG